AUGGCUGGCGAAGACGACGCCGACGACGCCGUUUCACCAACCGCGGGAGGUUUCCGGCUACGCUGGGACGUGUUCCUGAGCUUCAGCGAAGACACCCGCUCAACGAUCACGAAGAAUAUCUACGAGGAGCUCGAGAAACGCAGCAUCCGAGUCUUCCGAGACGACGAAGGUUUGAACCGCGGGGACGAGAUCGCCUCUAGUCUGCUGGAGGCGAUCGAAGACUCGGCGGCGGCCAUCGUCGUCUUGUCGCCGAGAUAUGCCGAGUCAAGGUGGUGCCUUGAAGAGCUGGCUAAGAUGGGCGAGCGCAGCCGGAGACUGCACCUGAUGAUUCUGCCUGUGUUUUAUCAAGUGAACCCCUCCGACGUUCGACGGCAGAGGGGCCCAUUUGCAGAGCAUUUUAGAGCUCAUGAGCAAGUGUACGAAAAGGCCGUCGUCUCUAGGUGGAGGAUCGCCAUGGCGAAAGUCGGUGGUACAGCUGGGUAUAUUUUCAACGCCAGCGAAGAAGCAGAGUUGAUUCAAUUGUUAGUCAAAACGGUUUUGACUGAAAUACGUAAAACCCCUAUACGUCUUGCUGCAUACACUGUGGGACUUGAUUCCCGAGUUGAAGACAUGAUGAGGUUGUUAGAUGUAAGAUCUAAGCGCAUUAGAGUUGUCGGAAUUCACGGCAUGGGCGGUGUUGGCAAGACAACGCUUGCCAAGGCUCUUUUUAAUAGACUUGUGGGUUAUUUUGAGUGCCACAGUUGCAUCUUAGAUGUUAGAAAAAUUUCAGCAGGGCUGGAGGGUUUAGUAUCACUUCAAAACAGACUUAUUGCUGAUCUUUCUUCUAAACCCGUGUCUGUAAAUGAACUUAAUAUUGGCAUUUCUGAAAUCAAAGAAAUUGUAUACGAGAAGCGAGUUCUUAUUGUAUUGGAUGAUGUUGAUAAUGUAAACCAACUAAAUGCUUUAGUUGGCAACAGACAAUGGUUUUAUGAAGGAAGCCGAAUUAUUGUUACCACAAGAGAUAGAGAAGUCUUACCCAGUCAUCUUGUGAACGAGUUGUAUGAGGUCAGGGAGUUGCAAUUCCCUCAGGCACUUCAACUUUUUAGUUACCAUGCACUGAGAAGAGAAAAACCCACAGAUACUUUCUUAACUCUGUCUGAGCAAAUUGUGUCUCUCACAAGUGGGCUACCAUUGGCUCUUGAAGUAUUUGGUUCUUACCUUUUUCAUAAGAGGAGAAUAGAGGAAUGGAGAGAUGCUCUGCAGAAACUGAAACAGAUUCGUCCGCGCAAUCUUCAGGAUGUGUUAAAGAUAAGUUAUGAUGCGCUAGAUGAGCAAGAGAAGUGCAUCUUUCUAGACAUUGCAUGUUUAUUUGUAACAAUGAAUAUGAGGAGAGAAGAUGCAAUUGACAUAUUAAAAGGUUGUGGUUUUGAUGGUGAGAUAGCAAUUGCUGACCUCGUAGCAAAAUCUCUCAUUAAAGUUUAUGAAGACGGUAUCUUGUGGAUGCACGAUCAAGUUAAAGACAUGGGAAGACAAAUCGUUACAGAGGAAAAUGUUGUAGAUCCUGGCAUGCGUAGUAGACUUUGGGAUCAUAAUGAAAUAUUGAAUGUCUUCAAGUAUGAUAAGGGAACAAGAAGUAUACAGGGGAUAGUCCUAGACUUUGAAUCAAUGAAAAGGCUGGCGAAGGAUCCAAGUGGUGAUAGAAUUUCUUGGGAAAACUUUCGAAGAUGCCCAACUUUUACCUCUGCAGUUACAUACCUAAAAGAAAGAUACAAAACAUACUUGAAACUGAAGCAGAGAAAAAGAGACAGGUUACAAUUUGCUCCGAACCCCCUAAGAGCAAUGGUCAAUCUUAGACUGCUUCAAAUAAAUUAUCUGAAUUUGGAAGGGGACUUCAAGUUUCUUCCUGCAGAGUUGAAGGAGUUGAAGUGGUUACAGUGGAAAGGUUGUCCUCUGAAUUCUCUUCCUUCUGAUUUUCCCCCUCGCCAACUUGCCGUCCUUGAUCUUUCAAGCAGCAAAAUAGAACAUUUGUGGCAUGGGGGCGGUAACAAGGUGGCUGAGAAAUUGAUGCUUUUGAAUCUAUAUGGCUGCUUUAACCUAACCACCAUUCCUGAUUUAUCUGGGAAUCGGGCCUUGGAAAAGCUUAUUCUUGAGCGUUGCAGUAAACUGACUACGCUUCAUGCCUCGAUUGGGAAUUUGCAUACAUUGGUCCACUUGAACCUUCGAGACUGUGAAAACCUCAUUGAACUUCCAAGUGAUGUCUCCGGCCUGACAAAACUUGAGAACCUAAUCCUCUCUGGUUGCUUACAACUGAAAGAACUGCCAAGCAACAUGGACAGCAUGGUAUCAUUAAAAGAACUUCUCCUUGAUGGCACUGCUGUAAAAAGUCUUCCUGAAUCUAUUUUCCGGUUUUCAAAACUCGAAAAGCUCAGCUUGAACCAGUGCAAACAUUUGAAAGGGCUACCUGAGUUGAUAGGAAAGUUGCAUUCUCUGAAAGAAAUCUCCCUCAACGAUUCUGCUUUAGAAAAACUACCUGUUUCCUUUGGAUAUUUGGCAAACCUUGAGAAACUAAGUUUGCUCUGGUGUAAAUCACUGACAACUAUUCCUGAUUCCAUUGGCAACCUCAGUUCGUUAAUGGAAUUUCAUACUUACGGUAGCGGAAUCAAAGAACUUCCUGUGUCCAUUGAUUCAUUAUCAAACUUGAAGGAAUUAUCAACCGGACACGGUCAAAUUUUGAGCAGAUUGCCUGAUUCAAUUGGAGGUUUGAAUUCUUUAGUUGUGCUAAAAAUAGAUCAAACAUUAAUCACAGAACUUCCACAUGAGAUUGGUGCCUUGAAGUCACUUGAGAAGCUUGAGAUGAGGAAAUGUGGAUUUCUUAGAUCAUUACCAGAAUCAAUUGGAAGCAUGAGGGCAUUGACUACAAUAGUCAUAACUGAAGCUGAUAUUACUGAGUUGCCAGAAUCGAUAGGGAAGUUGGAAAACCUUACCAUGUUACAGUUGAACAAAUGUAAACACCUCUGCAAGCUUCCAGCUUCAAUAGGACAAUUGAAUUCCUUGCACAGAUUGCUGAUGGUGGAAACUGCAGUGACAGAACUACCCGAAAGCUUUGGAAUGCUUUCCAGUUUAAUGGUUUUAAAUAUGAGAAAGAAGCAUCAAAAGAGGGAAGAUACGGAAGAGAUUAAAUUUAUACUCCCCACUUCUUUCUCAAAUCUAUCACUGCUAUAUGAACUGCAUGCCGGUGCUUGUAAUAUAUCUGGUAAAAUUGCAGAUGAUUUCGAGAAGUUAUCAUCACUUGAAGUCUUGAAUCUAGGCCGUAAUAACUUUUACAGCCUUCCAGCCAGCCUGAGGGGCCUGUCUCUUCUCAGAAAGCUUUUAUUACCUCACUGUAAAAAGCUCAAGGCUCUGCCUCCGCUUCCCUCGAGUUUAGAAGAGGUGGAUGCUGCAAACUGCACCUCAUUAGAAAGUAUCUCUGAUAUUUCAAACCUGGAAAACUUGGCGAUGCUGAACCUUACAAGUUGUGAGAAAGUUGUGGACAUUCCAGGACUUGAAUGCUUGAAGUCCUUGGUAAGGUUGUAUGCAAGUGGUUGCACAGCUUGCUCAUCAGCUAUUAAGAAAAGGCUUGCUAAGAGCUACAUGAGGAAAAUAAGAAAUCUUAGCAUGCCCGGGAGCAAGAUACCAGACUGGUUUUCUCAAGAUGUGGUUACAUUCUCAGAAAGAAAAAACCGUGUUCUCAAAAGUGUGAUCAUAGGUGUUGUAGUCUCUCUCAACCAGCAAAUACCAGAUGACAUAAGAGAAGAACUCCCUGCAAUAGUAGACAUUCUAGCACAGAUCCUCAUACUGGAUUUUUCUAUCUUCCGUUCAGCUUUGAACUUAUUGGGAGUGCCAAAUACAAAUGAAGACCAAGUUCAUUUGUGCCGAUACCCAACUCACCAUCCCUUGGUUUCUCAGUUGAAAGAUGGUUAUAAGAUACGUGUGAUACGGAGAGAGCCACCGAUGAUGAAAGGGGUUGAGCUGAAGAAGUGGGGGAUCCAUUUGGUCUAUGAAGGUGAUGAUGAUUAUGAGGGAGAUGAAGAAUCAUUAAAUGAAAGCCUGCAAUCCCCUUCAGAAAAGAUGGCAAGGUUCUUCAGCUCUUUUGAAGAUGGUGACUGA
Molecule: messenger RNA, 4125 nt
Organism: Prunus armeniaca (apricot)
Lineage: Eukaryota; Viridiplantae; Streptophyta; Magnoliopsida; Rosales; Rosaceae
Source: the annotation of a GenBank genome assembly